AUGAAAGGGUGGAUGCUGGUGAUGGUGUGGAUGGUCCAGGCUGAAGCUGACGUGUGUCCUGAUGCCUGCACAUGCUCCAGCAAGUCCAAGACCCAAGUGGACUGUCACAAGAGAGGACUUGGCUCUUUCCCCUCCCAGCUGCCUGCAGAUGCUACGCUGCUCAAAGUGGGUGAAAAUGGCAUCAGAGAGCUGCCGGCCAACAUUCUGGGAUCAGUUCCGAGGAUCGAAAGUGUCUUUUUGGAACACAAUGCCAUCAAGUCCAUCCAUCGCCAAGCUCUCUCGAGCGCAAAGACGCUGGCGCUCCUGAACCUUCACAACAACCACAUCAAGUACCUCCCGCCAAGGGGAUUCAAGGAUCUCUUAAACCUUCGCUUCCUCAUGUUGGGUCAGAACCAGAUAGGCUCGCUCAAACCCAACAUGUUCAUCGGCAUGAGGAACCUCUCAGAGCUCGAUCUCCCCGAAAACGCCCUGACACUGCUGGCGCCAAAUACCUUCAAACCUCUGAUUGCCCUCAAGGUCUUGGAUCUUUCCCUGAAUCGCAUCCAGGUGAUUUCUCCGAAGGCCUUCACGGGUUUACGACAACUCAUGUUCCUCAACCUGGACAACAACAGUCUGAGAAGUCUUCCUGCUGGGGCCUUCAAGCCGUUGAGCUCUCUGGAGAUGCUGGUUCUCGACAACAACCUUCUGUCGUCGCUCAGCAACUUGAUGUUGAGUGGCCUGAGCGUGCUGCAGGAACUCUACCUGAGGAACAACGAUCUGGAUCACCUGCCAGCUGACGUUUUCAAGGACAUGGCAAAACUUUCUCAACUGGGUCUGAGCGGAAACCGCCUGAAGGCGCUGGACGGAAACCUGCUGGCCCAAAUCCCCUACCUGAAGAAGUUGCACCUCCACGACAAUCCAUGGCUGUGUGACUGCAAGGUGGUCCGGUUGGUGCGCUGGAUGAGACGCACCAACGUCACCCUCUCACCUCGGGAGGCCUUGAAGUGUCAGAGUCCCCCGGACUUGCGGAAGAAGACCCUGAGCAGCCUCCAGGAAUCCAAGCUGCUUUGCCGCCGCACCUGAACUCCUAACAACUAUUGUUUUUACUGAUGGGGAGGAGACCCUGCCCCCAAGUGGAGGAGUUCAAGUACCUAGGAGUCUUGUUCACGAGCGGGGGAAGAGUGGAUCGGGAGAUCGACAGGCGGAUCGGUGCGGCGUCUUCAGUAAUGCGGACGUUGUACCGAUCCGUUGCGGUGAAGAAGGAGCUGAGCCGGAAGGCAAAGCUCUCAAUUUACCGGUCGAUCUACGUUCCCAUCCUCACCUAUGGUCAUGAGCUUUGGGUCAUGACCGAAAGGAUAAGAUCACGGGUACAAGCGGCCCAAAUGAGUUUCCAGGUCUCUCCCUUAGAGAUAGGGUGAGAAGCUCUGCCAUCCGGGAGGAACUCAAAGUAAAGCCGCUGCUCCUUCACAUGGAGAGGAGCCAGAUGAGGUGGUUCGGGCAUCUGGUCAGGAUGCCACCCGAACGCCUCCCUAGGGAGGUGUUUAGGGCACGUCCAACCGGUAGGAGGCCACGGGGAAGACCCAGGACACGUCUCUCGGCUGGCCUGGGAACGCCUCGGGAUCCCCCGGGAAGAGCUAGACGAAGUAGCUGGGGAGAGGGAAGUCUGGGUUUCCCUGCUUAGGCUGUUGCCCCCGCGACCCGACCUCGGAUAAGCGGAAGAUGAUGGAUGGAUGGAUGGAUGGAUGUUACCCCAUCCUGCUCACGUGAAGAUAUCACCACCCUAUUUUUUUUUAGUAGAGGAAAAGAAGUAAAAAGCAGCGUUUGUCAUUGGGCUAAGUGUGAGAUUAUUUUUUUAUAAUCGCAUAUUGCUCGUCUGCGUAGGUUUUGGAAAGUGAAAGAUGACUUACGGCGGGAUUACAUUAAUCCAAUUUCAACUUGAGUGGUUUCUGUAAUCUUUUUAGGCCGCGCCAGACUCGAAUGCUGCACACGGACAUAAUAGUAGCAAUAAGAUGAUAAUGUUGUCAAAUAGCACUACCCUGGCAAAAGUCAGUUUCCCACCUAGGCUUCCAGUGAUUAUAAAGUUAAAGUGCCAAUGAUUGUCAUGCGCAUACCAGGUGUGGCAAAAUUACCUCUGCAUUGGACCCUGGAUCACCCCCUGGGAGGCAGGUUCAAACACUGAUGACAUUUAUUAAACAGACAAGAAGCAAGGAAUCAUGCAGAGACAGAGUUCAAUUCAGCUCAAUGAGGAGAGAUAGUUACUCUAAGGUCCAGUCCCACGUGCUCCUCUAUUCAUUUGGGAGGUCCCCCGGUUACAUCACUAAGGCUUCUUCUGAAGGAAGGGGGGUAAUUUUAGCAGCCUCAGUUAGACACAUCCAUCCAUUUUCUUCCGCUUAUCCCAGGGGGCAGCAGC
This is a messenger RNA of Nerophis ophidion (straightnose pipefish), 2389 nucleotides long. RefSeq names its product leucine-rich repeat-containing protein 15. The transcript has 6 exons. Gene Ontology annotation, cellular component: extracellular matrix. The coding region runs from base 1 to 1062 and encodes 353 amino acids. Gene Ontology annotation, molecular function: protein binding. The record is from RefSeq and is a predicted model, not a curated record. Lineage: Eukaryota; Metazoa; Chordata; Actinopteri; Syngnathiformes; Syngnathidae.